AUGUCUGACACAGUGUUAAGACAGCUUUGGCUGGACAAGAUUCACGGGAACACCAUCCAAAUUUUGGCUUCCCUCCCAGACGAAAUUGAACUACAAAAACUAGCUGAAAUAGCUGAUAAAAUAGCUGAUAACCAGCCAGCUAGUCCUGUGUAUGCUGCGACCCAGAGACAGCCAGUAGCAUCAGUGGUUGACGCAGACGACAUGCGUAAACUCAGUGACAGGCACAUAAAUGCCGUAAACCUUGCAGGUUUAGCGCGAAUUUAUUUGGCAGAAGAUCGACACAGCAAGCGGGAAACGACGUUCCCGGCAGCAAGUGAAGACGGCGUUCGCUACCGGGGAAAAAAUAUUAACCGUCUUUUUUAUGUUAAGGACGCCAAUUCUGGUUACCUAUUCUUGGUUGACACGGGCGCACAAGUUAGUGUGAUUCCGCCCACAACAAACAUGGCGACAAAAGCUACGUCAUACAACCUCCAAGCUGCCAACGGUUCUCGAAUAGAAACCUAUGGGAUAAUCCGUCCAUCAUCCAGCCCAUAUGCUUCACCUUUGCAUAUGGUGUCGAAAUCGGAGACAGGAGCUUGGAGACCAUGCGGUGAUUUUCGGCGACUUAAUGCUCAAACAGUCCCGGACAAAUAUCCGAUCCCGCAUCUACAAGAUUUUGCAAUCACGUUACAAGGAGCGUCAAUUUUUACGAAGUUGGACUUGAGAAAGGCUUUUCAUCAAAUCCCUGUGGCAAAAGACGACAUCCACAAAACUGCUGUGACUACACUGUUCGCUUUAUUCGAGUUUACUAGAAUGCCCUUCGGUCUAAGAAAUGCAGCGCAGUCCUUCCAGCGACUUAUAGACGAAGUACUGCGUGGCUUGCAUUUCACAUUCGCCUAUAUUGACGAUGUUCUGAUUGCGAGUAGGAACAUCGAAGAACACACCGAUCACGUGGAACAGUCACAACUGCAAGUUAACUUCUUCUUCGUCCGAGGCGCAAACCCAACUCCAACUGCUCUGCCUGUCCGGCCUGCAACUGUCUCGCCGUCCGCCCUGCAACUCUUCUGCCUGUCCGGCCUGCAACUGUCUCGCCGUCCGCCCUGCAACUCUUCUGCCUGUCCGGCCUGCAACUCUCUCGCCGUCCGCCCUGCAACUCUUCUGCCUGUCCGGCCUGCAACUGUCUCGCCGUCCGCCCUGCAACUCUUCUGUCGAUUGGGGUCCUGCUUUUAUUGA
Molecule: messenger RNA, 1212 nt
Organism: Acanthosepion pharaonis
Lineage: Eukaryota; Metazoa; Mollusca; Cephalopoda; Sepiida; Sepiidae
Source: the annotation of a GenBank genome assembly